UGUAGUUAAGUUACUCCGUACUCUGUACUCCGUACUGUACUUAACUACAUAUAUAAUAAUAUUUUUUUCGCCCCUCCCUCCUCAACCCUGCACAUCUCGCUCUCUCCCUCCCAGUCCCCCACCACCCUGGGUUUCACAUGGAUGAGAUGUUGAUAUUGAUCCUGGCCCUCCUCCUCGGUUAUGGUCAUGUCUGCCAGGGUUAUGGAUGCCAGAUCUCCCCCGCCCCCCGCCCCCCGGCCCUCCAUUUUCCAUUCUGGUUGUUAUCUGAUCCUGCCUUCAAUUCGAUAUCAUUUACUAUGCGCACGUCCUGCUAAGUAGUUACACACAGAACAUGCAAAUACGCGUGUUCCUUGCACUCUGGGAUUUUGCAACUGGGCGCGAGCGGGGAAGAGGGGGACGACGGGAAAUAAAAUCGUAGGGAAGUUGCGAUGCCUAAUCACUAGGUACUCUCACACCAGACUCUCUGAUAUUCCCCUGUUCCAGCGCUUCCCUCGCAAAGGCAUAGGAUAGGAUAGGGUUCAUUCAACCCUCCUUGCAAAUUCCAAUUGGCCUAGUCACGACCUACUUUACUCCUUACCAAAAAAAAGAAAAAGAAAAGAAAUUCAACCUUCCCAGAUAUGAUAUGUAAAGAAUGUACGAGGAACCAAGAUCAAAGAAAAGUGAAAGAUGGAAAAAAAGGAUAUAAUAAACGACCACGGUGCGAUUCGAACGCACAAAUCUUUGGUGCCGAAAACCAACGCCUUAACCAUUAGGCCACGCGGCCCGCUUGUAGUAUUAUUAUUAAUAAUCCCAAUUUCUCUUUGGCCAUCAGUUCUAUCUCCGAGAUUAUAAACAGAACAACCACCCCCGAUCGAUAGAAGAGCUGUGCAAGUUGGAUAUGAUACAUGAGUUACAUGAGUGCCUUUUACGAGAUUUAUAAUGAAAAGAAUAAUGCAGACCAGGUUACUCAUGUCAUCUGAAGCCACCCGGCUAGCUAAUUAUCUAAUUGACCACCAGUCCCUCAUCGAAAUCAACAUUCAUACAUUCCAUUACAUGAUAACAUCCAUGUAGAUAGAUGCACGACCCUUGCCGCUGCCCCUCAUGUACACUCUACUAAUAAUACUCCUAAUAACCGUAGGGGUGGUAAUCCCUCCAGCUCUGCUAUACCUAAUCUACAAACCCCCCACCUCCCUAAUCCAGUACUUCCAGCUCCGCUGGCCUGAUAUCCUGUGGCUCGUGCCCAUCCCCUCAACCUCAACCUCAACCUCAACUAUCAGCAACAGCAACAGCAACAGCAACAGCAACAGCAACACAGCGAGCAGAGACAAAUUAAUAGCCCUGACAAUUGAUGACGGACCAAGUCCCUACACCGCUGAGAUCCUUCAGAUCCUCAAAGCCAACGAUGCAACCGCCACGUUCUUCCUCAUCGGCUCGAACAUCACCGACAGUAUCCCAGGUGCAGAGACAAACACAAGCAAGGCGAAAGCAGCAGAGACGCCGCAAACACAGACAGAAACACUCCACAACCUCCUCCGCGCCGGCAACGAAUUAGCCAACCACGCCAUGCGCGAUGAGCCGUCAUGGCGCCUCUCCGACGCAGAGCUCAUCGCCCAGAUAAAAACCGUCGAGCGCAAAAUACAGCAUAUCUACAACUCCGUAUACACCACCACCACCACUACUACUACUACUUCAACACCGAAAAACCCCCCUGAGAAUGCACCACAACCACAACCAUCACCACCACCAAAACCACCAAAAUACUUCCGCCCCGGCUCCGGCUUCUUCACCACGCGCAUGCGCCACCUCCUGGCCGCGCUAGGCUACAAGCUCGUCCUGGGCAGCGUGUAUCCGCACGAUGCGCAGAUCCCCUUCCCGCACGUCAAUGCCUGGCACGUCCUCGACCUGGCGCGGCCCGGUGGUAUUAUCAUUUGCCAUGACGGGCGGAGAUGGACGGCGCCGAUGUUGCGGGUGGUGCUGCCUGAGUUGGGGAGGAGGGGGUAUCGGGUUGUUACUGUUACGGAGUUGGUGGGUGGAUAGGGGCUAGAUGUAUAUAUAAAGGUAUAUAUAUAUAUGUGUGAAUCGCUUUGAAAUUUGUCCAGGACAAGAGAAGAGAGGUUCGUGAUAGCUAUGCUAUGGGUUUAUGGUAACUAUGGUUUAUAAAUGUCUAUGUUUCUAAUAUUUAUCUGUGGGCGUUAAUAGAAGGCGGGAAAAAAAAAAAAAAAAAAAAAAAAAAAAAAAAAAAAAAAAAACCCGAAAAAAAGGUCGAGAAAGUUGUAAAAUCUCGGACAAACUCAGUUUCAUACAUCGGUAACGGGUACGUCGCCGUUGGUGAUCUCGUGGAGAAAUGCCGGAUCGGCCUGGUAGAGCAUGACAUGGAAGUGCUCGAUGGCGUGGACGGACUUGAGAGACUUCCAGUUUUUAAACCAUAUAACCUAUUCCACGAUGAUACGGUUGAUUGGUUAGCAAAAACAGGGAGAAAGUUCUUU
Molecule: messenger RNA, 2465 nt
Organism: Blastomyces dermatitidis ER-3
Lineage: Eukaryota; Fungi; Ascomycota; Eurotiomycetes; Onygenales; Ajellomycetaceae
Product: polysaccharide deacetylase
Exons: 1
Coding region: 1081-2016 (311 amino acids)
Biological process (GO): carbohydrate metabolic process
Cellular component (GO): membrane
Molecular function (GO): hydrolase activity, acting on carbon-nitrogen (but not peptide) bonds
Source: RefSeq, a predicted model, not a curated record